CGGUUAGGUGGGCUGGGCCCCUGUUUUCGGUGCCCACCCGUCGUUGGAGUUCAGCACCGGGAGGACUAACCUCAGUUGGUCAUCUGGUCACUACAGUAAAGGGGAAGACGGCUCCGACGUGCACGUGGGUUUCUCUUAAAUUCCAACCUGCAACCCACUCCCACCAGAGAGAAAAACAAAAGUUAUCAAAUCGAUGUCGUUGCUCCGCGACCGGGACGCGUCUGUGAGGAGCAGCUCACCUUCGCUGUUGCCGCCUCGGCCUUAGAAGUACAGCAAUGGAGUGCGGGGUCCCCCCGGUCUACCAGCUCCUGUUCCGCGCCUGCGAAGAAGGAAACUUCGAGAACGCCAGGCGGCUGCUGGAGCCGGCACCGCGAGACGGAGACGACGAAGAGGAUGAGGAGAAGAAGAAGAAAGAGGAGGCGGAGCGCGGCGAUCAGACGACGGGCCCGGACUUCAGGGCUCCGCAGGUGCCCGUCGACUGCACGGACGACGAUGGCAACUCGGCGCUGCAGUUCGCGGCCGGUCACGGCCACGAGCACCUGGUGCGGUUCCUGCUGAUGAAGGGCGCCUCGGUGGACAGUCGCAACCGCUACGGCUGGACGCCGCUUAUGCAGGCGGCGCGCUUCGGGCACCCCGGCGUGGCGCGCGUGCUGCUCGAGAACGGCGCCGACGCCAACGCCGCCAACAAGCUGGGCGCCAGCGUGCUGACGGCGGCGGCGCGCGGCGGCCACGUCGGCCUGGCGCUCGCCCUGCUGGAGAGCGGCGCGUGCCCGGAUGCCGUGGGCGGGGGCGGCCAGCAGCUGGCGGGGGCGGGGCAGGGGCAGGAGCGGGAGCACGCGCCCGUCGCCCCCGCCUUGACGCCUCUGAUGGUGGCCGCCCAACAUGGCGCCGAGCCGCUGGUCAGGGUGCUGCUGGAGUGGGGGGCAUCCCGCCCCGGAGCCGUGCCUGUCGGCCCCGCCGGCGGCUGGAGCGCCCUGAUGCUGGCGGCCCUCAACGGCGAGCUGGCCGUGGUCCAGCAGCUGGUCGGGGGAGGCUCGGACCCCAAUCAGACCAACGUGGGUGGGAUGACCGCCUUCGAGAUCGCCUGCUCCUGCAGGCAGAAGGAGAUCAGAGACUACCUGGAUUCCAAGACCACCACUCGGCCCAAAUCAGAUGAAGAGAAAAGGAGACCAGACAUAUUUCAUGCAUUAAAGCUAGGAAGCUAUCAGUUGGUGAAGGAGAUUCUUGAUGAAGAUGAAUUUCAGGCCAAUGUCACUAAUGCAGAUGGUGCUUCUCCAUUAAUGAUUGCUGCCAUGACAGGUCAACUAGACCUUGUGCAACUCCUGAGUGAGAGGAACUCUGAUAUUGACAAGCAAGAUGGUGUACAUGGAUGGACAGCCUUAAUGCAAGCUACUUAUCACGGGAGUAAAGAUGUUGUGAAGUACUUGUUGAAUCAAGGAGCAGAUGUCAACCUCCGUGCCAAAAAUGGAGUAUCUGCAUUUGAUCUUGUAAUGCUGCUAAAUGAUCCAGAUACAGAACUUGUGCGACUUCUGGCAUCAGUCUGUAUGCAACUAGAUAAAGAGAAGAACAAACAAAAAUCCAAGACAGUGCCUCGCUCAAAAAGUAAAACAUCAUUAAUGAUUCCUGUACCCCCAGAAGACAAAGGGGGAUUAAAGUCUUGGUGGAACAGAAUGUCCAACAGAUUUCGAAAACUGAAGCUAACUAGGACACUCAGACAUGGCUUUUCCACAAAUCGGCUUGCUCCUUUUCUAGAUGAAGCUGAAGUAGGAUUGGAUGCAACAAUGAAAGCUAGUCUGAAGGAUGACUGCAAUCAUUCGGCAGUGAUCAUGUCUACAACUAAUACUGAUCACUCGGUUUGGGCAUCAAAAAGAAAGGAUGGUGAACUUGAUCAAACAAUUGGAGGAAAAGGCGAUGUUCUUCUCACAACUAUGUUGAGAAAUGGUGCACCAUUCACUCGUCUUCCAAGUGACAAGUUGAAAGCAGUUAUUCCUCCAUUUUUGCCUCCGUCCAACUUUGAACUAUGGAGCUGUGACAGGACACGAAUAAACAAAGAGGGCAAAUUGGAUCAUAUUGGGCUAUCUGUACCACGUCGCCUUGCAAAACCCAAUUUCAACGGCAGUGGAAACUCUGACAUUACUUCUGUGAGCAGAAUGGGCAGAUCUGUUAAACUUCCUCCUAUUACAAAUCUUCCGAGGUGCCCAGCUUCUCCACCAAACUCGGGACAUUUCAGUUAUUCUCCACAUUCCUCUGGUGGAUCUAAUGGAGUGGUUGGCAUCAGUAGACAUUGCAUCAGUGAACCACAUAGCCGCUCAGGAGGAAAUUCAGAUAAUGUCUUGUCACAAAUUGCUGCCCAAAGACGAAAAGCAGCAGGCUUGCCUGAACUAAAAACAACCAGGUCUGAGAUUUUGCCUCACCCAACCUCAAUCGAAACUAGCCUUCCUGAACUGCCAGUCUCACCAACUGAGAGUAACUGCAUUAUACAGAAAUGUGGGAAACAGCGUCCAUCAUCUUGUACAUCAUCAAAUUCAAAAAGCACCUCUCCUACUCUGACUCCAUCACCGUCUCCUACCCCUAAAAGUCCACAAGGCGAAUCAUCACUGUCCUCGUCUUCACAUCAGCAGUCUAAGAGCAGUGGUGGGUCCAGCAGUGGAACUCUCACAGAUGAAGAUGAAUUAUCCAGUAUCCUAAAAAGGCUAUCAUUGGAAAAAUAUCAACCUAUAUUUGAAGAACAGGAGGUGGAUAUGGAAGCAUUCCUAACACUAACUGAUGGUGAUUUGAAGGAGUUGGGUGUAAAGACGGAUGGUUCAAGACAACAAAUCUUGGCUGCAAUCUCAGAGUUAAAUGCUGGAAAGGGACGUGAGAGGCAGAUUCUACAGGAAACUAUUCACAACUUCCAUUCUUCUUUUGGAAGUAGUGCAAGCAAUUCUCGUCAACAGAAUAUCUUGCAGUCUGCUCCUGCAUGGGUUAGACCAGUUGUAUCAGAUAAGAGAUGACCUUUAAUUGGAUGGACAUUUGACAAAAGGAUUAUUUUCAGCAAAAGCAUGUAUAUGCUAAUUGUAAAUCUCAGCAUUUUGGUGCAUAUUCACAACUAAUAACUGGUUGCAGAUGAUGUGCAAGCCUUAAAUUGCCACUUGCUCACCAAGGACUUCUGAAAAUAUCCCAGGUGAUAGCCAUCUAGCAAAAGCUGAAAGAUGGAGAUCAACUGUCAUCACAAUUCAUGAAGUUCUGCCUUGUUUGGUUUGUUUAAUUUAAAUAUGUAAAACACUCUGCCAGCUAUCUAUGCAGUACCUUUUCAAAUAUAUAUCCAUUAAUUUUGUACAAAUAUGGUGUAUUAAAUGAUAACAGUAAAUAAGUUAAA
Hemiscyllium ocellatum (epaulette shark) is the source of this 3358-nucleotide messenger RNA. Its product is annotated as ankyrin repeat and SAM domain-containing protein 6-like. Gene Ontology annotation, biological process: innate immune response. Gene Ontology annotation, cellular component: cytoplasm. The transcript has 15 exons. The record is from RefSeq and is a predicted model, not a curated record. Lineage: Eukaryota; Metazoa; Chordata; Chondrichthyes; Orectolobiformes; Hemiscylliidae. Gene Ontology annotation, molecular function: protein binding. Bases 276 to 2993 code for a protein of 905 amino acids.